UAUAUUUAUUGCUUUGCCAUGUAAUUAUUAAGGUAGAGCCUGUGUACUAUUAGUUAUUUAUAAAUAAAAUUAUAAUACAUUAAAUGCUCCAUAUAAGAGACUUCAGAGAUAUGUAACAAAAUCCAUUGGGUCAGUCAGUGUGGAAGUAGUGGACAAAGCCCAUUGGUUACAGAAUUGUACUGUAUUGUUACAAUCAUGGCAAAACUAUUUCUUCUCUACCACAACUGCAUGACAUUAGUGGCCACCUGCUUUCCUCAGUUAGUCCAUUAUAUAGAGGGUUUACUGUAUUUCAGUAUAGUUUACAGUCAGUUAUUGUAAGUAAAAGCAUAUGUGAAGGCAAAUUAUGUAAGUAACUAAAUGUCUUAAUGCCACAUACCGAAAGAUGUAUAUUCAGCCUUCAAAAAAAUAAGAAAGUAAAAGAUGUCAGAAAUAAGAGAAACCAGCACUAAUGGAAAGCUCAUGUUGCUUCCCCAGUAUUGAACUUUUUUACAAAUGGAGACAAAAUAUAUGCUAAUGUGAUAGUUGCUCAAGUAUACAUAAAUAUCAAAAGAACUUAUUGGGAAACAACGAUAAUGAAAAAAAUGAAGUUCCAGGAUAUUCAUUUGUGUAAAAUUAAGAACUGUGAUAAUGAACAAGAAAUGUACAAUGCAAGGUUGUUAGUUAAAAAAGGAGGAUGAGGUUAAUCAUAGAAUUGACGAGGGAAAAAAGGCGAGUGGUGUGUUGAGGUAUAUGUGGAGACAAACAUUAUCUAUGGAGGCAAAGAAGGGACUGUAUGAAAGUAUAGUAGUACCAACACUCUUAUAUGGGUGUGAAGCUUGGGUUGUGAAUGCAGCAGCGAGGAGGCGGUUGGAGGCAGUGGAGAUAUCCUGUCUAAGGGCAAUGUGUCGUGUAAAUAUUAUGCAGAAAAUUCGGAGUGUGGAGUUAAUAAAAGUAUUAGUCAGGGGGCUGAAGAGGGGUGGUUGAGGUGGUUUGGUCAUUUAGAGAGAAUGGAUCAAAGUAGAAUGACAUGGAGAGCAUUUAAAUCUGUAGGGGAAGGAAGGCGGGGUAGGGGUCGCCCUCGAAAAGGUUGGAAGGCAGGAGUAAGGGAGGUUUUGUGGGCGAGGGACUUCCAGCAGGCAUGCGUGAGUGUGUUCGAUAGGAGUGAAUGGAGACGAAUGGUAUUUGGGACCUGACGAUCUGUUGGAGUGUGAGCAGGGUAAUAUUUAGUGAAGGGAUUCAGGGAAACCAGUUAUUUUUAUGUAGCCGGACUUGAGUCCUGGAAAUGGGAAGUACAAUGCCUGCACUCUAAAGGAGGGGUUCAGGAUAUUGGCAGUUUAGAGGGAUGUGUUGUGUAUCUUUAUACGUACAGUAUAUGCUUCUAAGCUGUUGUGUUCUGAGCACCUCUGCAAAAACAGUGAUUAUGUGUUAGUGAGGUGAAAGAGUUGAAUGCUGAUGAAAGUAUUUUCUUUUUGAGUAUUUUCUUUCUUUUUGGGUCACCCUGCCUCGGUGGGAGACGGCUGACUUGUUAAAAAAAAAAAAAAUAUCCCUUAAAAGGGGGGGCUGCCUUGAUGCCAGUGAAGUGCUAUUGAUCCUUCCCUUCCUUGAAUCAUUCCUGAUUGCCUCCCAUUCCCAAGGCUCUGUGAUCCAUAAACGUCAGGUGCUUCCCCAAGAAUAUGAUAAUACAUACAGUAAUAACGUAAAGGCAGAAGUUAUCAUUACCAAGAAAAUCAUGCAUGCUUUAUCAUUUUAUUUUAAGAAAUGCAGAUUUAUCAAAAUAUACUGGCAAUCAAAAAAUGUUAAGUUAAUUUAGAGAAGACGACAAAUUUUGCUGAUAAUAAGAAACAGUUUUAUAGAAAGAUCGGCAGAGUGAGAAAGCCCGGAAAGCUAAUGGAUUUAGCAAUUAAAAACUAGGAAAUGGAGGUACUCAAAAAAUUGAGAGAAUAUUUUGACAAGUUGAAUAUUAAUGAUGAAAGGGAGGCAGGGAGGAAUGAUAUUGUAUAGGAAUGAGGAAGAGACCGAGGUAGAUACGGGACAAGUGCAUCAGGCAGUGGGAGGAAUGAAUAAUAAAGAAACUGGGACAGAUGGGAUUAAGACAGAUUUUUUUUUUUAAACACCAGCCAUCUCCCACCAAGACAGGGUGACCCAAAAAAGAAGAAACACUUUCAUCAUCACUCACUCCAUCACUGUCUUGCCAGAGGUGCGCCAGUACUGCAGUUCAUAACUGCAAAUCUCGUCACUUCUCCUUCAGAGUGCAGUGGGGGGGAUGUUGCACCGCUUGCCGAGUCUUUACUUUGUUCUGCUAUUCCUUUGUCAUGCAGUGAGGCAGAGAGAGCUGAGCUUACCAACAAACGACCCAUAAAUUACAUACCAAAUAUUGAGAAGGGCCGCAUUCAUUACUGGUCUCACACGGGAAAAUGUGGAGUUCCCAUCGAGUAUGAUGGUGUGCCUUUUAUGCAUGUAGGGCGAUGGGUUCUGAUGUGUCAUCAAGGGCAAGAUACCAACAAGCGUCACAAGGAAAAAUACCAAAUGCGUAAACACAGAGAACAACAGGAGAGUGGAGUUAUGCCGAAGAGCAGGAAUCGUUCUCAGGUUACAAAGAAGGUGAAUUGUCCUGCAGAAAUCUAUGUUACUCAUAUCAUGAAAUUUCCUCAGCAUAAGGUGCCUAAUGCUUUGCUGGCAAUUAACUCUUUGCCAACUGACCACAUGAGGAAAUUAGCAAAGAAGAAAAUUAUCAACAGCUUCAGACGUUACUCUAACAGAUUUAUACGAGAGUCCUGGUACUAUGUGCGAUUACCUGAUGCUACAUCACAUGAGGGACACCCAAUUCUAGGACUGAUAAAGCAAGAACCAACACCUUUUAGUCUUCCUGCUGAGUGUACACUUGAAAUUCCAAGUCAGUCUGAUGCAGCAGUUGAAAUUAAAAGAAAAAGACAAUCAAAGAGCACAAAGUUCAGGACUAAAGAACCCGUGGAUCCUAGAGUGCUACAAAAGAUGUAUGAGCUGACACGGCAAGGUGUAUCAACAGUAAAAAUGAUGCAAGAGGCCAUAGCAGAGUACGUACGAGAAGAACUGUUUCCAAGUGGUGAACCUCCUCCAACUAUGUACCGCAGAUAUAAUCCCACUUCCUCAGAUAUCCAAAAUGCUAUGUAUAAGGUAAAACAGGAGAUGCGCUUGGAAGGAAAGAGCAUUUUGCAAUACCGGUGUGCUGCACUAGUACGAGAAAUUACUGAACUGGUCGUUCAGACAGACAGCGAAGAGUAUCUUAACCAGCUAGAAGAGCAACUUAGAAAUAUCUAUAAUGCUGUAAGAAACACUGUACCUAUACAGGAAGUUAAAUUUAGACCAGAACAGGAUGUAGAUAAAGGAAAGCAGGUCCUGGAAGAUGGGCAGUUUGUAACAAUGCUGCCUAUAGAAGGAGAACCAAAGGCUAAACGUGGCAGACGGCGUAAACAAGUUGAACAACAAGCAGAGCUGAACGCUGCAACUUAUCACCUCAAACUAGAAAAUCAACAGCUCCAAUCAGGUGACCAGCAAAUGGAAUUUGAGGGGGUGCUGGAGCACCAUCAAGUACAUGAAAUUAUUCAGCAGGAGGAUGGCACCAUCACUGAAGUAUACUACUACCAUCCAAUGGAUCAGUACGACCAGUACACAGACCAAGAGACAUCUGUACACCAGCAGUAUGAAAAUGAUACUAUAAUAAUUGAGCCACAAAACAUAAAGACAGAACCUCGGCAUGAUGACAGUUUUUAGCAGUGUGUACCAGGUUGCUGGCCGGCAGUUAAGUGUAUCCCUUUAAUGCUUCUCUGAGGUCUUCAUAAGUUUAGUAAAACAUGAAACUUACAGCAAGUUGUACUGACAAGUUACCUAGAAUGUGAAAUACACUCUGUGAUAAGUUAACUUUUAGCAUUCAAUUUUUCAAGUGGGCAACUAUAAAAAUUACUUGUUUUGAUGUGUCUUAACAUCAUGUGUUACGGGUCCACAACCCUUUAUCCGAAUUCUGAAAUUGGAAAAGUUCCAAAAACUGAAGGUUUUUCUUGUAGUGUGGGUCAUCUGAACCUAGAGACUAUACUGGCCCCAAAGGGUUUUGGAUAAAGGGAUGUGGACCUGUACCAGUAAACUAAGAAAAAGUUAACAAAAUGAACAUAAAGAGCUACCACAAAGCUUGAUCCCAUGGGUGAUUUUUUUUUAAUUAAACCUUACCAAAGAGGUUGCUCAAUUAUUCAGCAUCUUAGUAUGGUAUAUAAUUAUAUAAAUACAGUAUUGUACUUUACAUGAUAAUAGUUUAGAGAAACAGUGUGCCUAAGAAAUAAUAUUUCUUGGAUGUUGAAUGUAUUUUUUAUUUUUUAUAUAAAAAAAAGAGUAAAGACAUUAAAAAAUAUAUUUAUAUACUGUAUAUAAUGUUUAUAGUUAAAUAUAUAAAAUUGUGUAUGAUGUUAUUUGAAAAGUUGCAGUUUCUAAAGGUGUCUGGGAAGGGGGGAAGUAAAUGGUUCAGAUUCCUUAUAUUAAGGACGAGAGCUUUAGAACUAUCAGCCCCUUAUUUUUUAAUUCUAUUAUACUUUGUAAUGCAACUUAUUGUUUUGAUUGUAAUUUAGAUUACUUAAUGAGUCACUCAUAUUCUACAGUUCCUGUAUGGCAUGUGUCAGUUGAAUAUUGAAAAAAUUCCAGAUAGGAAGCCAGUUACUUUCAUAUUAUUUCUAUAGUGAUGCAGUAGAACCCCACUGAACUGAACAUGUUAUGUACACAAAUUUUUAUUUGUGCACAUAGUUUUCCCAAAAUCAACAUUAGCUGUAUUGAAGUGAAGCUUAAUUCUUCCCUGACUUGUCAUGGGUUAGCUUAAAUUUAUUAGCAUUAUUGUAACAUCAAUGAAUUACAUUAUGAUGUUGAAACUGAUUAUUAGGGAAUUUUUGUGACAAUGUAUUUACACUUGCCUCUAGCAAAAUGAUCUGCUCAUUAAACUAAGAUUGCAAACUCUGGCUAAAGCCUACAGUCUGUAGUUAUGUUCAGAAUAUUAAUACAUCAGGUAGGUGGCAUGGUAAUGCAUCCCUUGCAGCUCGGUGUUUCAACCAUAACUGUAAGGUUUGUCAGUACAAAUGGGUGGUGUACUACUAUGAGGACUUCAAAUGUUGGAUGUUCAGCUGUGAUGUUAUUGUUACUUACCUGGGCAUAAAUAUGUUUGCUAGAGCAUUCCCAUGAGCAACUGAAUGGCAGUAUAUGGUACAGUAAUACUAAUUUAUGUAUAUGACUUCGACCAGUUUGGUUGUAAAGAUGAAUUUUCCAUGGGGAAUAAAUUCAAUUUUUAUACAUAUUGUACUAAAUUUUUUUGUGGUUACAUUGGGAAAUUUUUUUUUCUUUUUUUGUAUAAACAGAAUUCCCUUUCAGUGGUAUUGCACAAACUAGGCAUAACCAAAAGUUGAAUAUGACUUAAGAUUGCUUUUAGGGCCCAAGAUGGUGUAAUUUUUCUACAAACUGAAGUACAGGUUUAUAUGGCAAGUCUUGAAGAUGUCCUCAAAGUGGUAAUGGUGAUUCCCAGAAUCUCAAUCAAUUACUUAAAUAGAUGUGCAAGUACUGAAUCAUUGCAGCUACUGUAUAUUAUUACAUUCAUGGGGAAUCACUAAACUUGUAAGGGUCAUAUAGUGCCUGGAGGAAUGGGAGGUAAUCAGGUUUGACUUGAGGGAGGGCAGGUCAGGUUCCUUGGAUCAAGUCUCCUCACUGGCAGCAAGGAACUUCCACAGACAACUAAUUUUGAUAAAAUUUUGCUGUAUAAUCCUAUGGGUUUAGUGCUGCCUCCCGUGAUUAUAUUAUUAUUAUAAUAAUCAAGGGGAAGCGCUAAACCCGGAGGAUUAUACAGCGCCUGGGGGGGGGGGGGGAAUGUGGAAGGCAUUCAGGCUUAAUUCGGGGAACUGGAGCACAGAUCCAAUUUCCUAAAUCAAGAGCCCCUCACCAACAUCAAGGAACCUUCCUUGAAUAGAAUCUGAUUGCCUUCUAUUUCCCCAAGUGCUAUAAGAUAAGAUUUCGUUCGGAUUUUUAACCCCGAAGGGUUAGCCACCCAAGAAAGUCAGUGCGUCAUCGAGGACUGUCUAACUUAAUUCCAUUGGGGUCCUCAAUCUUGUCCCCCAGGAUGCGACCCACACCAGUCGCCUAACAUUCGGGUACCGAUUUGCUGCUAGGUGAACAGGACAAUAGGUGUAAGGAAAUGUGUCGAAAUGUUUCCACCCGCCGGGUGUGUGAAGCGGGAGCUUUAGCCACCAGGCCACCCCUAUGUGUUUAGAGCUUCCCUCUAGAUAUAAUAUGAUAGCUCAAGAAAGAAAUAAUUGAUUGAAUAACAUUUGUUUAAAUCUAAAUUAUUGUAUUAUUUUUUUUAUAUAAAUAGAAGUAUUGUAUUGUGCAACUGAUCAAUAAAUAUAUAAUAAAGA
Molecule: messenger RNA, 6392 nt
Organism: Cherax quadricarinatus
Lineage: Eukaryota; Metazoa; Arthropoda; Malacostraca; Decapoda; Parastacidae
Molecular function (GO): DNA-binding transcription factor activity
Source: RefSeq, a predicted model, not a curated record